AUGGCAAAGCCAGUAACUGAACGAGUGAUGGCGGAUGACCGUUACAUUGUUUGGCUUGACAUUGACAAUACACUCUACACACGAAGCUCACGCAUUGCUGAGCUUAUGAUCGAACGUAUUCAUGCAUACUUCCUAUCCAUGGGCUUUACGGACGACGAUGCGCACGAGCUGCACAGCAAGUACUACACGCAGUACGGUCUUGCCCUGCGGGGACUGAUGAAGCAUCACAACAUUGAUGCCCUGGAUUUUGACAAGAAGUGUGAUGGAAGUUUGCCACUCGAAGACAUAUUGAAACCGGACCCGAAGGUGAGAAAGUUGAUCGAGGAUAUCGAUCGGAGUAAGGCAAGGGUGUGGGCGCUCACCAACGCGUAUUCCACACACGCUAAUCGCGUUUUGCGCGUCCUGAACCUAUCCGAUUUGAUCGAAGAAAUUUUCUACUGCGACUAUUCCUCUCCGGACUUCUCAUGCAAACCCGAACCGUCCUUUUACGCCCAAGCGCUCUCCACUGCGGGUGUCACCGAUCCCUCUAAAUGCCUGUUUGUAGACGACAACCUGAACAACGUGCGGGCGGCGAAGAGUUGCGGUUGGGGGCAUUGUGUGCUGUAUUCGGAGCGGGAGGAGGACCAUAGUAUGAGCGAACAUCCGAAAGUGGAGGGGGUGGAUGCGGUUAUCGGAAACCUACAAGAGCUGAGGGAGUUGUGGAAGCAAGUUUUUCAGGUUGUGCCAUAG
This is a messenger RNA of Dacryopinax primogenitus, 729 nucleotides long. RefSeq names its product pyrimidine 5-nucleotidase. NCBI's taxonomy places the organism in Eukaryota, Fungi, Basidiomycota, Dacrymycetes, Dacrymycetales, Dacrymycetaceae. The record is from RefSeq and is a predicted model, not a curated record. Gene Ontology annotation, biological process: nucleotide catabolic process; pyrimidine nucleobase metabolic process. Bases 1 to 729 code for a protein of 242 amino acids. Gene Ontology annotation, molecular function: nucleotidase activity. The transcript is spliced from 7 exons.